This is a messenger RNA of Heteronotia binoei (common prickly gecko), 1541 nucleotides long. RefSeq names its product N-alpha-acetyltransferase 80, NatH catalytic subunit (gene NAA80). Lineage: Eukaryota; Metazoa; Chordata; Lepidosauria; Squamata; Gekkonidae. The record is from RefSeq and is a predicted model, not a curated record. The transcript has 2 exons. Gene Ontology annotation, molecular function: N-acetyltransferase activity; acetyl-CoA binding. The coding region runs from base 131 to 1174 and encodes 347 amino acids. Gene Ontology annotation, cellular component: cytoplasm. Gene Ontology annotation, biological process: protein acetylation.
ACCUUUCCUUUCUUCCCUCUCUUUAAUGUGCCUGCGGAGGGGGGUAAGCUUGUAAUGCGCUCAAACCAAGGCAGCUGCGAAAGUGGAGUGACUUGCUGGAGGUCCUUGCAGUUUGGCAGCAUUGAGAAGAAUGGGCUCCGUUUCAGAGAUGCUCACAGUGGUCCCCCUUCACCAAAGGCCUGAUCUUCUGGAAUCCUGUGCUGACCUCAUCAAUGAAGAGUGGAAAAGGAGCAGGACUUCCCGCAUCCACUCGCUGCAGAGAUCCACCAAUGACUUUCCCAUGUGCCUGGUGCUGAUUAGAACUCCAAGGGCCGAGGAGGAAGUUGCUGAAGGGAAACUGGCCAAGAACCAGUGCCAGCUCCUGGGGCAUGCCAGGCUAUCUCAUGUGGUUGGUCACCCUAAAAGCUUAUUUGUGGAGACUGUUGUGGUCUCCAAAGCUAUUCGUGGAAAAGGUUACGGGAGAAAACUGAUGGAAGCCAUUGAAAGUUAUGCUGAGGCCCGUGGCUACAGUCGUCUGCACCUCACCACCCAUGACAAGCAGCAUUUCUACGCCCACUUAGGCUAUACGUUGUCUAAGCCUGUUCAGUGUGCAGGAUUUGUGAAUUCCCUCGUCCCUUUGAAGUUUUUAGAGACCUUCUCUCCUCCUCAGCAUGGAAGGGAGCUUCCUGCAGGAUCUGGGAAAAACAAUCCAGGUGCAUCCUGUGGUAGCAAAGCUGGAUCAAAUGUCCAUCCGUUACCCCCUUCUGCCCCCUCUUUCUCCUCAGUAGCUCCACCCCCACCACCUCCUCCACUGUAUCCUGCUUGCUCUACUGACUCAAUAAAUGUUGCCAUUUCUCCCUCUUCCCAGCUAGCAGCUUCUUCCAACAGUUCCUUGUCCCAACCCAUUAAUGCUACAGUUCAGCCAUCCCAGCCACCCUCUGUGCCUCUUUUUGCGAAUUCCUCUAGUGCCACAACCCUCCCACCCCCUCCUCCUCCACCACCACCACCACCACCACCACCACCUCCUCCCUCUUCUGAGCUUUCACCAGUGACCCAUUUGCCAGGCCUUCCAUGUUCCUUUAAAACUGCUGCCUCUUGCCCACCAGAGGGCAAAAGCCAGAAUCAGCUGUUUCUAGAAACACCAUAUCACGACGUCAAAGGGCAGCCCAUAUUUUGGAUGGUGAAAGACAUUUAAUCUUUCCUUCAUGUGCCAGUGUGAUGAAGAUGAAGGAUGAUAAUUGGAGGAGGGAAGAUACUUUGGAAGAAAGCCUGGUUUGGAUCUUAUGAAAUCAGAUGACUAAGAGCCAUUUCUGAACUAGGAAGCCAACAAAUUUGAUCUCAGAAUUCUUUUUAGAGAAGAGCCCAGAGUGAAGCCAUAUGAGGAACAAAAAAAGUCAGAUAUCCAUAUAGCUGAAAUAUAUUUGAAAGCUUAUCACACAUAAUUUCCACUGUAUCUCAAUGGAUGUUGCCUUAGCCAAAUGGAUGAGCUAAAAGGAAUCGGCAGAUUGCUUUGACUAUAUCUGAUUUUCUUCUACCAAUAAACAAAUCACCUCUUGUUCUCA